UAUGGAAGUGAAAAAUUUUUCUGAGAAAGAACUUGUAAAGUUUGUUAAUAAAGGUGACUAUAGUGCAGUGAAAAAGCAGCUGAAAUCUGGUGCGGAUCCAAAUAUUUACGAUGAAGAGGGAAAUCCGCUCCUUUUUCUUCCCAUUAUCAGUGGGGAUGAUGAAAUGAUGGAUAUACUCUUGUCUUUUGAAACAUGCAAUAUAAACAUUCGCAGCCAAGAUCUCCGGACUCCGUUGCUAAUUGCAGUAGAGUUGGACGACAUGGAGUUUGUGAAGACCCUCAUAAAAGCAGGAGCAAACAUCGAUUGUACUGAUGGAUCGGGGAAGACACCGCUGCUGUUGGCGCUGGAGGAGGGGCGUUUUGAAAUUGCUGAGUACCUUAUUAAGCGUGGUUGUAAUGUUAACGUUGUGGACGGACUAGGACAGAGCGCUCUUCAAUUUGUGGCAAAUGGAAAUCAUAGUCAUUGUAUCAGAAUGGUGGACAAAAUUCUCAAAAGUGGUUUUAAUCUAGAGGACCAUAACGAAUGGAUUCCGGCGGCGAAUGUAAAAUCAAGAACAUUAGGACGAAAAACAAAGAUUCCCAAGGUGAUGCGAACAUUCAGCAUGAGGGUGAAAAAUUUUCCGAGUUUCCGAAAAGCCAAACCAAAUACCCUUAAGACCUGAAGCUUCAGGUGAAAAAUCCAGUUCAUCAGGCCAAAGUAUAUGAUGAAUUGCAAGAGCUCUACCAAAUCAAAGAGCGUAAAAAACCUCAUGCCAUAAAAACCUCAUCACAAGCCCGGUCCCAGUCGGCACCUAUGCAGCGCAAGGCUGCCCUUUUUGACCAUUAAUUUCUUCACCUGACAAGUCGCUGGUGAGAAGUGGAUUA
Saccostrea echinata is the source of this 863-nucleotide messenger RNA. Its product is annotated as ankyrin repeat domain-containing protein 29-like. The transcript is spliced from 4 exons. The record is from RefSeq and is a predicted model, not a curated record. NCBI's taxonomy places the organism in Eukaryota, Metazoa, Mollusca, Bivalvia, Ostreida, Ostreidae. The coding region runs from base 2 to 661 and encodes 219 amino acids. Gene Ontology annotation, molecular function: protein binding.